UACAUAAUUUGUUUGGGGAAACCCGCCUUUACAUCUUCACUCCUCAUUCAAAUACAAAAACUCCCCUUGCAUAAAACCCCAGAUUUUAAACCCAAUUUACACACCUAACAAGAUGGCCGGCGAUGAAGAUAACGCCGCGAUCACCGGCGGAGACUCUACCACCACCGAUUUUAAUCCGGAAGAAGCCUACCUGGUAGGUUUUAUCGUAGCCAACAUCGUCGGCGUUCAACACUAUUCCGGCACAAUCAAGGGUCGAGAAAUGGUGGGUCUAGUUCGUGACCCCAUUAACAGGUAUGAUCGUAACGCAAUUAAAGUUGUAAAUAUUAGGAAUGCGCAAGUGGGUAAUAUUGAGCGUUCUGUUGCUGCUGUUUUAGCCCCUUUGGUAGAUGAUAAUUCGAUCAAGAUUCAAGGGAUUGUGCCUAAUAAUAAGAAACGGGGGAAUUUUUGUAAGAUUCCGUGUCAAAUUCAUGUUUUUGCUAAUGGGUUGGAGUUGGAUAGGGUGUAUAAUGAGAUUGUGGAUGGUGGGUUGCAGUUGAUUAGGAGUGAUGGCGUGUGUGGUGGCCUUUCGGAGGCUGCGGUUGUGAGGGAGAGCGUGGAGGAUGAUGGGAAGAGGUUGAAUGAUGUUUUUAAGGGUGUGGAGGAGGUGGGGUUGUUGGAGGAGAUGGAGGCCCCUAAGGAAGUGGUUAAGUCGGAGCUUUUCGUGCAUCAGAAGGAAGGAUUGGGUUGGUUGGUUAAACGAGAGAGUGAGGGUGAGUUACCGCCUUUUUGGGUGGAGAAGGGCGAGGGGGUGUUUGUGAAUGAGAUUACUAAGUUCGAGACGAAGCAAAGGCCGGAGGCAAUGUGUGGUGGGAUAUUUGCGGAUGAUAUGGGGAUGGGUAAGACUCUCACCCUUCUUUCUUUGAUUGCAUUGGAUAAAUUUGGUCUUGUGGAUAGUAGUGGAGCUAGUAACUCGGGGAGCAGUGUAGCUGAUAAAGGGGGUGAGGAAUUUAAUGUUUUUGGUGGUAAGAACUCAAAGAAGAGGCAAGGAACUAAAAUGGUGGAUAAUUUGAAGAAAAAGAAAAAAGUUAAGAGCAGCCUUAAAAAUGAAGGACUUCCUGUUGAUAUUGUAGUUUCGAGGUCAACAUUGGUUGUGUGCCCGCCUUCUGUGUUCUCCACUUGGAUAGCACAAUUGGGGGAACAUACAAAACCAGGAAAGUUGAAAGUUUACUUGUAUUAUGGAGAUAGAACUGAUGACCCAAUAGAGCUUACAAAAUAUGAUUUGGUACUGACCACAUACAGCACACUGGGGUCUGAAGACUCCUCAGAAUCACCAGCAUUUAAAGUGAAUUGGUGGAGGGUGAUUUUGGAUGAGGCGCAUAUCAUAAAAAAUGCCAAUGCUCAACAAACUCGCGCUGUUAAUAAAUUAAGUGCUAAGCGGAGGUGGGUUGUCACAGGAACACCUAUACAAAAUGGAACUAUGGACUUGUUUUCUCUCAUGGCAUUUUUGAGAUAUCAGCCGUUUGCAAAUAAGAGCUACUGGACUACCUUGGUGCAGCAUCCAAUAGACAAUGGUGAUAAAUCUGGGCUCUCACGUCUACAGGCUAUAGUGGCAACCAUUUCCUUGAGAAGGACGAAAGAUAAGGACUUAACUGGAUUGCCGCCAAAGAUAAUGGAAAUCUGUUAUUUUGAUCUUUCUGCAGAGGAAAGGGAACUUUAUGAACGAAUGGAAGGAGAGGCUAAAAGUGUUGUCCAGGAUUACAUCACAUCCGAUAAAUUUACAAGCAAUUAUACAACUGUGCUUAGUAUAAUUCUACGACUCCGCCAGAUUUGCACUGAUGUAGCCCUAUGCCCUACAGAUCUUUUUGCAUCUCUUUCAACCAGCAAUAUAGAAGAUUUGACUAAUAAUCCAGAACUGCUAAAGAAGAUGGUUGCAAUGGUAGAGGACGGUGAAGAUUUUGACUGUCCAAUCUGCAUAUCAACGCCAACAAAUAUUGUGAUCACACGCUGUGCUCACAUUUAUUGCAAGUCCUGCAUUCUCAAGACCCUAAAACAUGCCAAACCUUGCUGCCCUCUAUGCCGACAUGAGCUAUCAGAGUCUGAUCUCUUCUUCCCCCCACCAGAAGUUAGCAAUAUUACUGAAGUUCCAUCUUCCAGCAAAUCAACUAAGAUAUCUGCUCUCCUGAAACUCUUAUCAGCAACACGGGAUCAGGAUCCAGCCACAAAGUCUGUAAUAUUCUCACAGUUUAGAAAGAUGCUGAUUUUACUCGAAGAGCCUUUAAAGAAAGCUGGCUUCAAGAUACUGCGCUUGGAUGGGUCAAUGAAUGCGAAAAAGAGAGCUCAAGUAAUCGAAGAUUUUGAUGUUCCAGCUCCUGAUGGUCCUACAGUUUUGCUUGCCAGUCUCAAGGCAUCAGGUACUGGUAUUAAUCUUAUGGUUGCUUCUAGGGUGUACCUGCUAGAGCCAUGGUGGAAUCCAGCGGUUGAAAAACAGGCAAUGGACAGGGUACAUCGGAUAGGGCAAACAAAAGAGGUGAGAGUUGUUAGAAUUAUUGCCCGAAAUAGCAUAGAAGAGAGGAUAUUGGAGCUUCAGGAGAAAAAGAAGAGAAUGGCUUCAGAAGCUUUUGAAAGGAAGGGUGGCCCCAGAGAUCAGCGAGAGAUUAAGAUAGAGGAUAUCAGGACUCUGAUAUCCCUGUGAGUUGCUCUUCCCAAGUCAUUAGCAUGUUAUAAGUUUUGCUAUGUACAUAACUCUGCAUGAUGCCAGCUGUUUGAUAUUUACCCUGCACGUUUACUAGUCAAGUGAGGGAGGGAUGCCAAAUCCUGUUUUUAACUUUUUGUGUUACUCUAAAGUUGCAAAUCCGUUGGAUCUUUAUUUUCCAUAUUUUCCUAGAAAACAAAGUGCCCACUCCAGCUUUUUGUAUCGCGGAGACAAUUCAUUUUGAGACUUUCGGAUUAUAUUUGACAUAUUUGGAUCAAUGAUAUCAUUGUGCUGCUUCCUCAUUUUAUA
Molecule: messenger RNA, 2980 nt
Organism: Daucus carota subsp. sativus
Lineage: Eukaryota; Viridiplantae; Streptophyta; Magnoliopsida; Apiales; Apiaceae
Product: putative SWI/SNF-related matrix-associated actin-dependent regulator of chromatin subfamily A member 3-like 1
Exons: 3
Coding region: 113-2671 (852 amino acids)
Biological process (GO): DNA repair
Cellular component (GO): nucleus
Molecular function (GO): hydrolase activity, acting on acid anhydrides, in phosphorus-containing anhydrides; nucleic acid binding; ATP-dependent chromatin remodeler activity
Source: RefSeq, a predicted model, not a curated record